Molecule: messenger RNA, 1351 nt
Organism: Engraulis encrasicolus (European anchovy)
Lineage: Eukaryota; Metazoa; Chordata; Actinopteri; Clupeiformes; Engraulidae
Product: nectin-2-like
Exons: 8
Coding region: 1-819 (272 amino acids)
Biological process (GO): homophilic cell-cell adhesion; heterophilic cell-cell adhesion
Cellular component (GO): adherens junction; apical junction complex
Source: RefSeq, a predicted model, not a curated record
AUGCUUUUUUUCGUCAGCUAUGGCUGCCAAUCAGUGGCCAGUGGCCAGCAUGUGGAGGUUGAUCCUGAAGUCCAUGCCUCCCCUGGGGACUCUGUGGUCCUGCCUUGCAAAGCCAUCGCAGGCGGCACCGAACUAACUCGGGUAUCAUGGACAUAUGAGGACGGAGGGGACAGGAUUAACAUUGCCGUCUUCCAUCCCACCUAUGGGGCGAGUUUCCCUGAUUCCCCCCUCAGGGGCCGCGUGAGCUUCACCCAGGGCACACUGGAGGAUUCAUCUAUUGAGAUCAGCAACGUGAAGAUGUCUGAUGAAGGUCUUUACACAUGCGAGUAUGCCCACUACCCCAGUGGCAAUGUGCAAGGCACCACCAAACUCAUUGUACAAGAGCGUCCCACUUCCCAACCCCCUACAGUGACAGCAGGACUCAGCACCUCAGCAGUGUCCAGAGGUCCAUGCAUGCCGAUAGAGAUGGAGGUGCAGGCCUUCCCAAUGGGCUCCGUCAUCCUGCGCUGUAACGUCCUUCAAGCUGAAGCACUCAAGGUCACUCAGGUGACAUGGUUAUAUGAGGCCAAGGGAGGGGAGAGGGCCAGCAUUGCCGUCUUCCACCCCACCUUUGGGCAGAGUUUCCCUGACUUCCCUCAGUUCAAGGGUCGGCUGCGUUUCACCCAGGCCACACUGGAAGAGUCGGCCAUCGAGAUCACCAGCAUGGCAAGGUCUGACGAGGGCAAAUUCAUCUGCCAGUUCAGCACCUACCCCAGUGGGACACUGGAGAGCACCACCACACUCACCAUGAGAGCCCCUCCCAUUCCCUGUCUCCAAUGACAACAGAGCAUUAGAGCAACUGCAGGAAGUCUCUGACUUGAAGAGGUGAAUGGAAACGACAACGACUCAACGACAAAGCAUCAACUCUGAUGCCUUGUUGGCCUUUCAAAAGUUAAUCUAUGUAUACUGUACUGUAUGUAUGCUGUGAUCCCCCCCCCCCCCCCCAAAAAAAAGUCUGUUACGACAGUCAAAAGUCUAUGUUAUGACCAUCGAGUCUACAUGAUCACAACUAAAGUCUAUGUUGUGACAAUCAAGUCUAUGUUAUGACAACCAAAGGUAUAUGAAAGCCUAUGUUAUGCACUAUCAAAUUCUAUGUAAUGACCAUCAAAGGCCUAUGUAAAGACAAUCAAAGGUCAUGCACCACCCACCCAUGAAAGUCUAUGCUUAUCAAGCAAUGGACGUGAAUGCUAUGCUAUGGAGUCUCAUACUGUAAUAUGUCUUUGUGGCUGCAGUGACCUCAGCCUAGCCACUAAUCAUUUUCUAGUGCUAACUACUGUAUUGUAGAAUUAUGUACCAGAAAUAAACACUGAUA